UCACGUGCUGUGCGCUUUGACGGUUGCAGGCCGAAGGCGAGGCCGAAAGACGUCUUGAGAUCGCGUAUAACUAUGGAUUUCUACGUGCAUUACGAGGUGGAGCCUGAAAUGACGAUGGCUUGUCGGUGGAGAGACAGCAAAGGCUCUGUUGAAGACGUCUUGAAGCUGUUUGUGGAUGCAUACAACAAACGAUAUCCGUCUCGUGCAAUGAGCAGCACUUCAGUGCAGCUAGUGGAUGAAUCAAGGCAAUUUUUGGAUCUUUCAUUAUCUGUAAGGGAUGCCAUUGAGGACAAAGCAGAUAUUUAUGUAUUGACAAAACUAUCGAGCCAUUCUUUAGAUGCUGCAGCAGUUUCUAAUGGUGUUGAUAAUGAGAAGACUGCUGAGAAACGCAGCUUACUGGAUGUAUUGAAGUCUGCACCGUUGUCACAGCGUUUCCAACUUCCUAGUUCUGUAAGAGAUGAAAGCGAUCAAGAUGAUGGGCUUGUUAUUGCCAAUGCCAUUCAGCUGGCUCAUAAAUUCAUAUCAGAUGACAAUGCAAAGGAGGCUGUUAUUGUCUUUAACAGUAUACUAGAAGUCUAUCCCUGCCACAAGACGACAUGUGUUGAGCUUGCUCGUAUAUAUGGAAAUGCUAAUAGAUACAAAGAGGCUGUCAAGUACGUGAAACAGGCGUCGGCUAGUGAUUCUAGCGAUCCAGAGCUGUUGAAACAACUUGGUAGCUAUUUGUUAGCAAGUGGUGAGAUCGAAGAAGCUAUGAAAGUCUUUGCUUGUUGUGCUGACAGACUGAGGAGUGCAGGAGCAGACGAAAUUGAUGCAAUCAAGGUUCACAUAGCUCGAGCACAAAGAGUAUCCGGCAAUGAGGACCAGGCAUUAGCUUUGCUGUCUGCAGUCUUGCAAAGGAAGAAAGAGAACGUGGAAGGACUGCUAGAAUAUGCUCGUAUUGUACAUAAAAAGGGUGAAAUACAGGCCAAGGAAGCAAUGGCAAUUUGUGUAUGCUUGAUGACUCCAAAACAAAAAGACAAACCGUUUCAUGCAUUUAUGACGGAAGUGGUGGAACACCAUGGUCUUGAUCUUCUUUAUCAAGAGAUGAAAACUGCAGUCGACUCUGCUGCUGCUCUUGCUUAUGUUGCAACACAGAUACGAGACCACGGGGCAAUCAAGGAAGCUGCCUUACUGUUAAAACGUGCCCUUGAUCUAGAACCAUUUCACACAUCAUGUGCGCUAGCGUACAUCCACACACUACAAGUGUUGAUGAAGUACGAAGAAGCAUAUAAAUUUGUUCGGCAGUUUACUGUGAAGAACAGCGAGAUGGCUGUUGCUGGGGUGAAGUGUGGUUGGUUCUUGCCAUUGAUUCCAGAAAUCGACGUAUUGUAUAUGAGUACUGUGGUUGCUAAUGAAGGCAAAGUACCAGAAAAUUUUGCUCAUAGUGACCCAAAAGCUAGAGAUCCGUACUCUGCAGAGCAGUUAGAUUUAGUAGCCUUUUACUUCACUUUGGUCAAAAUCCUGUACUUCAGUGGAGCAUUGGAACUGAUUAAACCAUUGUGCAGCGUUCUAGAUAUGGCUCAUAGUGGGAGAGAAUUGCAUCUAAGUACUAUCAGAAAUGAGAAUGCUUACUUCUGCUGCAUCAGUCAGGUGAUAAAAGUGCCUGGGAUGUAUGUAUUUGGUAGCUCAGAUGAAAAGCCAGAAUUUAUCUACUUUGCUGGAGAGAGCCAUGCAAUAUCUCCAGCCUGGAGAAGUAUCACUUACCAAGGACGACAUCAUGUUAUCCAUCCUAUUGUUGCAACAGGACUUAAACUAUGGCAUCUGAGACCAGAAAGCAAAUUUUAUCCUAAAAUUGCAUUCUACAAUGCAAUGAAAAGAGUACCAAAUGGUUCAACCAUUAUAUUUUGUUUUGGAGAGAUUGAUUGUCGAGAUGGACUGACAACAGCUGUGGCCAUGUGCAAGUAUGAGACAUUGGAAGAAGCAAUCGCUGCUGUUAUUAACAUCUACGUUGUGGCUUUGAAAGAACUCAGAAUAAAACAGAAGCUGAAGGUGUUUGUUCAUCCUGUGGUGCCAGUUUUGGCAGCAACAAGAAGUGUUGUCUUAUUAUUCAAUAAAAUGCUGAAGGAGAGACUAGCAAAGACAAAGCAUUUGAGGUACAUGGACUUUGAGGAUGCAUUGCUGACUGGAAAGGAUCUGAAACUCAAGCAAGAAUACAAGCUUGAUGGCACUCACUUGCAUCCUAACUACUUGAACCUGAUUGAAGACACUAUGAAGAUGUAAAGACUUUGCAAGUCUCUAACUUGUGGUUGGUGUGGCAUAGCAUGAGCUAGUGGUAUUAUGUAUGUAUGGCUUUUUUGGCAUGCAAGUACCUACUGUAGUGAUGGGAAGUGUUGCCAUUAGUUGUCGAUUAGCUUAACAGUUGUGGAACAGUGAUACGUUUGGAUUCAGUAAACAUCAAACGCCAGCAGGAA
Molecule: messenger RNA, 2450 nt
Organism: Corticium candelabrum
Lineage: Eukaryota; Metazoa; Porifera; Homoscleromorpha; Homosclerophorida; Plakinidae
Exons: 24
Coding region: 73-2259 (728 amino acids)
Molecular function (GO): protein binding
Source: RefSeq, a predicted model, not a curated record